This is a messenger RNA of Sceloporus undulatus (fence lizard), 1429 nucleotides long. Its product is annotated as ATP-dependent 6-phosphofructokinase, muscle type-like. The transcript is spliced from 14 exons. Gene Ontology annotation, biological process: fructose 1,6-bisphosphate metabolic process; canonical glycolysis; fructose 6-phosphate metabolic process. Gene Ontology annotation, cellular component: membrane; 6-phosphofructokinase complex. Gene Ontology annotation, molecular function: fructose-6-phosphate binding; monosaccharide binding; ATP binding. The record is from RefSeq and is a predicted model, not a curated record. NCBI's taxonomy places the organism in Eukaryota, Metazoa, Chordata, Lepidosauria, Squamata, Phrynosomatidae. Bases 134 to 1429 code for a protein of 431 amino acids.
GUGGGCUCCGCUAGACCUGUCUGUGGUAGGGUCCAGUUUCUUCAUUUCAGUGUCACUUACAUUUGCAGCUGUUAUCUUCUUCUUUACCAUCUACUCAUACUCUGGAGAAAAAGAGGAGCAAGUAGCCCAGAGAAUGUCGCAAACUCCGGUAAAACAUGAACAUGCUGACACUAUGGGGAUUGGCAAGGCCAUCGCCGUGUUGACAUCUGGAGGAGACGCCCAGGGCAUGAAUGCUGCAGUCCGGGCAGUGGUCCGAGUAGGCAUAUACACGGGUGCCAAAGUGUUCUUCGUUCAUGAAGGCUACCAAGGUCUUGUAGACGGUGGUGACAAUAUUAGGGAAGCAACAUGGGAAAGUGUUUCUAUGAUGCUGCAACUGGGCGGCACAGUGAUUGGGAGUGCCCGGUGCCAGGAUUUCCGCACACGUGAAGGACGCCUGAAAGCUGCACGCAACCUGGUAAAAAGAGGAAUAACAAACUUGUGUGUGAUUGGGGGUGACGGUAGCUUGACCGGAGCUGACACCUUCCGAGCAGAAUGGACCAGUUUGCUGCAGGAUCUGAUUAAAACAGGUGGUAUUACAACAGAAGAAGCCAAUAGAUCCAGUUUCCUGAACAUUGUUGGAAUGGUUGGUUCUAUUGAUAAUGACUUUUGUGGUACCGACAUGACCAUUGGUACAGACUCUGCCCUCCAUAGAAUAAUGGAGAUAGUGGAUGCUAUCACCACCACUGCCCAAAGCCAUCAGAGGACCUUUGUGCUGGAAGUGAUGGGUCGUCACUGUGGUUACCUAGCUCUUGUAACAGCCUUGGCAAGUGGAGCAGACUGGGUUUUCAUUCCAGAAUCUCCACCAGAAGAUGGCUGGGAGGAUCAUUUGUGCAGGAGGCUAACAGAGACAAGAACUCGAGGCUCAAGGCUGAACAUCAUUAUUGUGGCUGAAGGAGCCAUUGACAAGCAUGGCAAGGCCAUCACAUCAGAAGACAUUAAGACUCUGGUUGUGAAACGCCUGGGCUAUGACACGAGAGUCACCAUCCUUGGACAUGUACAACGUGGUGGGACCCCCUCUGCUUUUGACCGUAUCCUGGGAAGCAGGAUGGGUGUGGAAGCUGUCAUGGCCUUACUGGAGGGAACUCCAGAUACACCAGCAUGUGUUGUCAGCCUCUCUGGUAACCAAGCCAUCCGUCUUCCUCUUAUGGAGUGUGUCCAAGUGACAAAAGAUGUCACAACUGCAAUGAAUGAAGGGCGGUUCGAUGAAGCUCUUAAACUUAGAGGAAGGAGUUUCCAGAAUAAUUGGAACGUUUACAAGAUCUUGGCUCACGUCCGUCCACCCACUGCAAAGGUAAGACACCAUUCUCGAAUGAGUUUUGAUCUUUUUCAUCCACUACAACGAGGCUACCGCUACACUUCUAGAAUGAAGAGCCUGGAAGUUUACGUCUGA